ACCAGACUGCCCAGCAUUUCUCCCACAACCCAAGAAGUGGAUCUCAACCGCCAACCUCAGAUGUCAUGGCACCCCCAGUACCGGAGCUCCAAGUUCCGCCACGUCUUUGGCAAGGCAGCCAGCAAGGAGAACUGCUUCGACGCUGUGCCCAUCACCCGCAGCGUCCACGACAACCACUUCUGCGCCGUGAACCCCCACUUCAUCGCCGUGGUGACUGAGUGCGCCGGAGGAGGGGCCUUCCUCGUCAUCCCCCUGCACCAGACAGGAAAGUUGGACCCUCACUACCCCAAGGUCUGUGGACACAGAGGAAACGUCUUAGACAUCAAGUGGAACCCUUUUAAUGAUUUCGAGAUUGCCUCCUGUUCUGAAGAUGCGACGAUUAAGAUCUGGAGCAUCCCAAAACAGCUGCUAAGCAGGAACCUCACAGCCUUCAGGAAGGAGCUGGUGGGCCACUCCCGCAGGGUGGGCCUGGUGGAAUGGCACCCCACAGCCGCCAGCAUCCUCUUCAGCUCUGGCUACGACUACAAGGUGAUGGUCUGGAGCCUGGACACUUCGGACUCUGUCAUCAUGGGCCCCGUGAGGACCAUCGAAUGCCACCAGGAUGUCAUCCUCUCAAUGUCCUUCAACACCAACGGCAGCCUGCUGGCCACCACCUGCAAGGACCGCAAGAUUCGCAUCCUCGACCCUCGCAGGGGGGCUGUGGUGCAGGAAGCCAGCUACAAGGGGCACCGGGCCAACAAGGUGCUGUUCCUGGGGAACCUGGGGAAGCUGCUGUCCACCGGCACGUCCCGAUGGAACAACCGGCAGAUGGCCCUAUGGGAUCAGGACGACCUCUCUGUGCCUCUCACGGAGGAAGACUUGGAUGGCUCCUCGGGGGUGCUGUUUCCCUUCUACGAUGCGGACACCAACGUGCUCUACGUGGUGGGGAAGGGGGAUGGGAACAUCCGCUACUACGAGGUGAGCUCAGACAAGCCGCACUUGAACUACCUGACGGAAUACCGCUCCUAUAACCCGCAGAAGGGGAUCGGUGUCAUGCCAAAGAGAGGUCUCGAUGUGUCCUCCUGCGAGAUCUUCCGCUUCUACAAGCUGAUUACGACCAAAAGUCUCAUCGAGCCUGUCUCCAUGAUUGUGCCCCGGCGGUCGGAAUCCUUCCAAGAGGACAUCUACCCGCCGACAGCGGGGACUCAGCCCUCUCUGACCGCUCAGGAGUGGCUCAGCGGGAUAAACAGAGAACCGCUCCUGGUGUCCCUCAGGCCGGGCUCUGAGCUGCUGAGCCCCAAGCCACGGCCUCCAGAGAGUCCCCUCUCCAAUUCCAACACAGCAGCCCCAGCCUCGCCUCCAUCUCCAGAGGCUGCCCGGAGGCCUUCCUUUCUGCUCGGGGAGAGGGCCCCACGCUGGGCAGCAGAGCACAGGCUGCCCGAGGAGAAGAAACGCUGGUUCACAAACGGCUUCGACGUUUUCGAAUGCCCCCCACCAAAGACGGAGAACGAGCUGCUACAGAUGUUCUACCGGCAACAGGAAGAGAUCCGGCGGCUGCGGGAGCUGCUGACCCAGCGCGAGGUGCAGGCCAAGCAGUUGGAGCUGGAGAUGAAAAACUUGCAGAGGGACUCAGGGAGGUUCUGAGCAGGGGCCUCUGCCCUCCUCGCCCUCAGGGACACCGUGCCACCCCACGGGGUGGUGCAGCACCAAGCCGCAAGGCCCCCCCACCCCCCGAGAACAACCACUAUUCUAUAUUUGAUACCAGAAAAGGACUCUCAGUCAUGAGACUCCAGUGGGACCUGGUGCCGCUUUUCUAUCUGCCGUCUCCUGCAAGAAGUUUCCAAAUCGACUGGUUUUAGAUGACACCUCACUUUCUGUUUAAGUCUGUUUUUAAGAGCCGAAGACGAGCUGCCCCUUCUGAAGGGGAAAGAACCUGGUAGAACGUAUGGGCCGAGCUCCUUUUCUUCUAGGGAAAACGCGAUACGGCUAGUAAGAGAAAGGAAUGGAAGUUUGGAAAUCAGUCAUCGGGUUCAACUCCCCAUUUUACAGGUGGGGAAACUGAGCCCCAGAAAAGGAAGGGCAAGUGACUCCAUCGCCAGAAUAUUUGAGGUUCUCGUCUCCUAGUCUGUCUGUGUGUCUGUCUGCAGCUUCGGGGCUGGUGCAAUUCUCAGCCUACUUACUGGGCAGGCAGGCUCUGGUUCAGGCUUAGCUCAGUGACCGUCGGAAAGCCCCGUCCCCCUCUCGUCUCAAUUUCCCCACCCGAUCAAGGCCUGGGGGGUGGGGGUGGGGGGACUUUGAGCCCGCUGUCUUCAACAGAAUCUACUGAAACCUUGGCUUUGGCCCCCCAUGGGGUGAUGGUGUGGGUUUGCCGCUGAGACAAGACAGAGGGGCUGAGAGAGUUGCGCCUUAGGGGAACGAAUCAAGAGUUAGCCCAGUGUAGACCACAGACCUGAGCGUCAAACCAAUCCUCUCUUCAACCAGAAUCAGCCAGAGGUGGGUAAAUCAUCUCCCUUAUGUGCGUGGGGACACCACACCAGAGAGGUGUCCGACAAAUGGGUUCCACCCAAGUUAACAGAAGAGCGUUCCCCUCCCACCCCACCCAAUACUAGAAGCAAGGGAAGCUCUCGCCACACCCAGGAAAGCUUCUGCAGAGGGGUAGCUGCCUUGGGCCAGGAGGCAGGACUAGAUAGCUGAGACGCUCCCUUCCUGGCCUUGCGACUUCAGGAGUUCAGGUCCUCCCUUGUGAAUCUGCUCGGAGCCCAGUUCUAAGGUUCUCUCUGAACCCAAGAGCCCAGAAAAAGACUGCGGGUGUCUGGGAGUCCACCUCGUCCCUCCUUCCCCAAGAAAGGCAGACCAUGAGUGCCCCCCAUUGUGCGGGGGGGCAGUAUGUUAGAGCAGGCCCUGUGGUCACGCAAAGGUGAAGCACUCCACUGCUUAACCAACAGGUCUGCACUGCAAACCCACCAUCAGCUCCUCUGGGGGAAGAUGUGGCCAGAAAGAUCCACAGCCUCGGAAACUCUGUGGGGCCGCUCGACUGUCCUGGAGGGUCUCUGUGUGUUGGAAUAAAUUCCACAGCAGCAGGUUUGGUUUGGGGUUUGCUUUGUCCAUUUCUGUCACCUUGGGGGUGUUGAGAAAGUUCACGUGCUCAGGCCUUGCCCCAGAACAACGAAAUCUGAUUCUUGGAUCAAACCUGGGCAUGCAUCUGUCUAUUUAUAACGCUUCCCAGGUGACUCUUCGAUGCAGUGAGGACCCGGGACCAGUCCUCUGUAGUAAAACAAGGACAAUAGGCCCCAAACAGGGGCUGAGGGAUGCCAAAGUCUCCAGAGAGCCAGGACUCAACCCACAUCCUUUAAGUCCUGGUAUGAGGUCCCUAAAAAGUCAAGAAGUGUUGUCCCCAACCCUCAUCAUUCUCAAAACAUUUGCUCUCCUGUGUGUCCGCUUCCUCACCAUGGCUGGUUCCCCUGUCUGUCUGCAUCCAUCAGGCGCCCACAUUCUGGCUCCUUUUCUUGUCUUCCGUUCACUCAGGCACUGGGGCUUGCUCUGGCCUGAGGCCCCAGCCAAGCUUGCCUUAUUAUGCUCUGGAGGAAAAGGCCAGAUUCCAGGCCUAUCAGGGAAGCCGAGCUCCACUGGAUGGAGCUACUCCUCCACGUUUGUGGCCAGCACUUCAUGGUUUACAAAGUUGCCCCACCUCUGCUCUGCUGCAGGGGCUCAUUAUCCAGGCCCAGAGCCAAGACCUAGCCAUGGAGCCGUGAAGAAACACCCGGGCUGGGGAUUCCUGGCUGCAGGGGAGCAGAGUUGGAGAGCUUUGAAUUCAGCACCCCUCCUCUGUGCCACCCCUUCUCUAGCCCCCUGCCUCUGAGGGACCCAGACCUCAUGCUUAAAGAGGUGUCUUUGAACAAACAUUUCUUUCUUUCUUUCUUUUUGUAUCUAGAAUAAAUUAUUUAAAUUAUUUCUCAGCCAGGGAGAGGGAUAGGUAAUUUUUACCAGAUAUUUUUUUAAGCGCUUUUUUCCCUUUUUUAAUUAAAUUUUUGUUUCUGUUCUUGCUGCUGGACUGGGACUUGCCGAGAGCCAGCAGGGCCCAGCCAAUGGCAGAGGGGCACUCGCCCCUUUGGAAAGCACUGGGCUGUUGCCCCAGGACCUUUCCGAGAAGGAGGGCCCAUUUGGAGAUGAGCUUUGUGGUGGUGAUGGAGGUGGCCCAGUCUCUACGUUGGCUCAAAAGUCAUUGUUCUUCCUGGGACAAAGGUUGAGAUUCUGUCAUGAGAGAAACAGCCCAAGAUUGAUUUUUGCUUCUAAUAUGAAACUGUGCCUGAAUUGUUUAAAUGAUUGCUCUGCCAUUGUUUCUGACAAUUUACCUUUGUAAACACAAAAUGAGAAUAAUGAAAGUGAAAAUAAAUGUUGUGGAAUAGUGCAAUGGAAAGAAUGGAACAAAUAAUAAAAGCUGGAUAGAAGUUUUAUUCUA
Messenger RNA from Echinops telfairi (small Madagascar hedgehog), 4438 nucleotides. RefSeq names its product coronin 2A (gene CORO2A). The transcript is spliced from 12 exons. Lineage: Eukaryota; Metazoa; Chordata; Mammalia; Afrosoricida; Tenrecidae. Gene Ontology annotation, biological process: actin filament organization. The record is from RefSeq and is a predicted model, not a curated record. Bases 61 to 1623 code for a protein of 520 amino acids. Gene Ontology annotation, molecular function: actin filament binding.